Messenger RNA from Cuscuta epithymum, 1921 nucleotides. NCBI's taxonomy places the organism in Eukaryota, Viridiplantae, Streptophyta, Magnoliopsida, Solanales, Convolvulaceae. The record is from the annotation of a GenBank genome assembly.
UUUUUGUCAGGAAAAAGUAGGUUUAGCCUCUACCCAGAAUGUCGCCUUUCUUCUUCGAUCUCCAGCCUCCGCCCAGAAUGUUGCCUUUCUUCUUCGAUCAAUCUCUUCUUAUAUGCGCUACCUUGCUUCGUAUCCAGUUGUGCUGAUGUGGAAGUGCAAAUGGUAGAAAGUGUCUCACGGUCUGUCUCAGUUCAGCAAGCCCAUCAAACAUGCUGACUCAGCAAAAAUUAAUGUUUUAACGAAACUUUUUGGCGGUAAUACAAGGCGGUAAUCGAAAACCAUCCACCAAAACAAAAAAUCCACCGCUGAAAAAAGGCAAAGGUAUUCUCAUCUUAUAAGAACGAAGCACAGGAGGCCAAGUCGAAGCUAGGUUUUCUCCGCUGGUUUUUUUCAGAACACGGAGCAUCCAGAUGGAGCCGACAUCGCAUCCCUCCUUUGUGGACCAUGAACAUCUCCAGAAAGAUAGUGAAGUAACUGAUCUUACUUCUCUUUACGGUAAUGCUUCACAAAUCAACUCACAGUCAUCCAUGCCUGCAUUGAACCAAUACGGUCUAGCAAACAUGCCUUUUAGUCCUAACUUUAUGAUGAAUCCAUCGUUUGCUCCUCGUGCUCACUCACCUUUGGGAUAUGGGUUCUCUUUUCAAGACCUUUUACACUCCCCUAAUAUUCCAUUCGAGAGUCCUGUUACUAAAACAAGCAGAGAACCAGAUAAAAGUAACAAGAGCAAACAAAAUGCGCGUAUCUCUAAUACAGGCGGAGGCUCCAAAAAUUGGAGCAAAGACGAAGAUGUAGCACUAACACAGGCGUGGCUAUACAUUUCCGUUGAUGCCGAUGUUGGUAACAAUCAAAAAGUUGCUAAUAUGUGGAACCGUAUAUCCCAAAUUUGGAGGGAGAAAAUGGGAACUUAUGACGAGUCGCGCACGACAAAUAGCUUACAAUGUCGUUGGAACAAGAUCGUAGCCGCAGUUAACAAAUUUCAUGCUUUAUAUGAACGACUACAAAGGCAACCAAAAAGUGGAGCAAGCCAAGAAGAUAUGAGGCGAGAGGCAAUGCGCAUGUAUGAGGAUAUUAAUGAAGGUCAAUCUUUCAAACAUGAGCAUUGUUGGGAGAUCAUGAAAACAAAUUCAAAGUGGUGCACGAAGGAGGUUAAUAGGACCAAAGAUUUGUCCAAGCAAAAAACUGCCAAUGCUAGUGGUCAUACCCAAGAAUCAAUUCCACCAAUGAACUCAGGUAAUGAAGACCAAAACUGUAUCGAUCUUGAUGUUACUAGUGAUGGUAAGCGCAGUGAUAUUGAGCGUCCUCAAGGACGAAAAGCUACAAAAGAAAAAAAAAGGAGGCUGAAUGAUGAAAAAAAUGUCGUUGACGCUUUGAAUAAGAUACACACUGUCUUGGAUAAACAAGUUUCUGUUAAUGAGGAAGAGGUCAAGAUGAAGAAGGAGAAAGACUUAAAGGACUUUGAAUUGCGAGAAAAGGUAAUGCAAAAAGAGUUGGAAUUUAAGGAAAGAGCUGAAAAGAGAAAGGAACUGCAGUAUAUUUUGAACCAAGAUGUCAACAAACUUCCCUUUAGCAUGAGAGAGAGAUUUGAGAUGUACCAAUCUCAAAUUUUUAAGGAAUGGGAAAACAAUGGACGAUUUGGUGUGAAUAACAGUUAAUGAAGUUCAGCUGUUGAUGAAGACAAGUAUUAUAAUUUAGUUGAAUACUGUGAAGGCUAUUGAUUUAUUGUUUAUGGUUUUUUGUUUCAUUUUCUAUUCUUGAACAUCCUUUUAUUUUUUAGAAGUACUUUUGUUUAUGGAAUAUUAGAGAAAAGAUCCAGUUUCUGUUAAGUCUCAUGCAGCCUUUUGAAAAGAUUGUUGCUUUCUUUUAAAGUCCAUUACUCUGCUUUCUAUUAAAAUUGAUUACGGCUUUUCUCAUGAGAUACUAG